AUGACCCCUCCCCUUCGCAAUGGCCUGCUCCGGCAGGCGAGCACCUGCCUGCGCCAACAGCGAACCACCCCCGUUCUCCGCGCCUCCCGCAAUGCCACCCUCCAACGGUUACUGUCCACACUGGCCAUCCUCGAACAACGCGAAGGCAAGCUGAACAUGUCCUCCCUGGCCUCCAUAUCCGCCGCCCAAAAGCUCUCCGGCCCCAUCCACGGCUUCGUUGCCGGCUCCAACGUCAAAGCCGUCGCCGAGGAAGCCUCCAAAGUCGAGGGUCUCGAGAAGGUCAUCUACGUCGAGAAUGGCGACUACGACCGCGGCCUGCCCGAGAACUACGCCCCUCUCCUGGUUGAGAACAUUAAGAAAGGCGGCUACACACAUGUCUUCGCCGGCCACUCCGCCUUUGGCAAGAACCUCAUGCCCCGCGUCUCCGCCCUCCUCGACGUCCAGCAGAUCUCCGACAUUACAUCGAUCGAAAGCGAGGAUACUUUCAUUCGGCCCAUCUAUGCCGGCAAUGCCUUACUCACGGUACAAUCGGAGGACUCGCCCAAGCUGAUUACGAUCCGCGGCACAGCCUUCCCAGCCGGCGCAGCAGAGGGCGGCUCUGCCAGCAUCGAGGAAGGAACUGACCCCAAGGCCUCUUGUCCCACCGAAUGGAUCAGCGAAGACCUGGCCAAAUCAGAUCGUCCAGACCUUGCGACGGCGGAGAAGGUCGUCUCGGGCGGUCGGGGGUUGAAGAGCAAAGAGGAGUUUGACCGACUCAUGCCUCCGUUGGCAGACGCAUUAGGCGCAGCGAUCGGAGCGUCGCGGGCAGCUGUGGACUCUGGCUUCGCGGACAACUCGCUUCAGGUUGGGCAGACCGGGAAGAACGUGGCACCGCAACUGUAUCUAUGCGCUGGGAUCUCAGGAGCGAUCCAGCAUCUGGCGGGAAUGAAGGAUAGCAAGGUCAUCGCGGCGAUCAACAAAGACGAAGAUGCACCAAUCUUCCAGGUUGCGGACGUAGGGCUGGUGGGAGAUCUGUUUGAAAAGGUGCCAGAGUUGACGGAGAAGCUGAACGCGGCGAAGUGA
Saxophila tyrrhenica is the source of this 1062-nucleotide messenger RNA. It is a transcript of the gene ETF1, whose product is annotated as Electron transfer flavoprotein alpha-subunit. Bases 1 to 1062 code for a protein of 353 amino acids. Gene Ontology annotation, molecular function: electron transfer activity; flavin adenine dinucleotide binding. Gene Ontology annotation, biological process: fatty acid beta-oxidation using acyl-CoA dehydrogenase. Gene Ontology annotation, cellular component: mitochondrion. The record is from RefSeq and is a predicted model, not a curated record. The transcript has a single exon. Lineage: Eukaryota; Fungi; Ascomycota; Dothideomycetes; Mycosphaerellales; Extremaceae.